AAUUAAAAUGGUUGGGGGUCGGGUUGCUCAUCCUGUCUUGAAAGGCCCAAGUGUGGUCAAGGAGUUGAUCAUUGGAUCGGUGCUUGGGUUAGCUGCUGGUGGUUUGUGGAAGAUGCAUCACUGGAACGAGCAGAGAAAAUCAAGGGCGUUCUAUGACCUUCUGGAGAAGGGUGAGAUAAGCGUGGUUGUACAAGAAUGAACAUUUUGGUCGUGAUGUUUGCAGUCGGGCUUAAAUCAGAGAUGAUACUCUGGAAUUUAAAAAAAUAAGUUUUUUGUAUUGGAUUUGUGCACAAAAGUUUCUUUCUUGUUAGAACACCGGUUUCUUGAUUCCUAUUGUUGAAGAUGCUAGCAUCCAAAUUGCAGAUUCUUACAUGGCCGUUGGCCAUACGUGACUAUGUAGCAGCUGAACGACAUUAUGUGACUGGAUUUCACGCUAUUUGUCUUUCGUUGGGCGCCAAUAAAAUUUAAUCGUUUUUUUUUC
Molecule: messenger RNA, 481 nt
Organism: Cynara cardunculus var. scolymus (artichoke)
Lineage: Eukaryota; Viridiplantae; Streptophyta; Magnoliopsida; Asterales; Asteraceae
Product: cytochrome c oxidase subunit 5C-1
Exons: 1
Coding region: 8-199 (63 amino acids)
Source: RefSeq, a predicted model, not a curated record